This is a messenger RNA of Aspergillus wentii DTO 134E9, 1467 nucleotides long. RefSeq lists its product as uncharacterized. The record is from RefSeq and is a predicted model, not a curated record. NCBI's taxonomy places the organism in Eukaryota, Fungi, Ascomycota, Eurotiomycetes, Eurotiales, Aspergillaceae. Gene Ontology annotation, molecular function: transmembrane transporter activity. The transcript is spliced from 4 exons. Bases 1 to 1467 code for a protein of 488 amino acids. Gene Ontology annotation, biological process: transmembrane transport.
AUGCCCCAGAAACGAGAGUCCACCUCGAGCCAUCUCGAAGACAUGACCGUCGCCGCCGAACGGGGGUUUUCGCCUACCCCUGAUUCCAAAGACGCCCCCGAUAUAGACCACAACAACCCCCAGAACUGGUCCACUUCAGCCAAAUUAACCACAUAUCUCACCAUCUGCGCCUUCACCUUCCUGGCCAACGUAAAUUCCAGCAAUUUUACCGUCGCCACCAAAGCCAUCAUCCAUGAAUUCGGUGUCUCCCAAACCCAAGCAGGAGAGCUCGUCUGCUUCAAUGUCUUCCUCUUCGGCCUGGGGAAUAUCAUCUGGGUGCCCUUGAUGCGCGUCGCGGGCAAACGUCCUGUCUACCUUCUCGCCAUGCUGACACUCAGCAUGAUGAAUGUCUGGUCUUCCCAGGCCACGAGCUACAAAGAAUUGCUCGCCUCUCGAAUUCUUUCUGGAUUUCCAGCAGCUGCAGCCGACGCUACUGUGCCAGCCGUGGUGGGAGACAUGGUCGCUCCCCAUGAUCGCGGGCAUUAUCUAAUGAUUUUCCAUCUUUCCCUGACCAGUGGUCUUUUCCUCGGUCCUCUAAUCAACGCCUAUCUCGUACAAGAGGAAGAUUGGCGCUGGAUGUGCUACUUCCUAGCUAUCGCAGUGGGAGUUGUCUUUCUCAUAUCCAUCUUCACCAUUCGCGAAACAACUUACCUCAAACGCGACUCGGACGUAAAGCGAUCACACUGGCAGUGGAUGUCUGUAACUCUAGGCUACGAUCGGAACGCAUCCUUUAUCCGAACACUCUCAGAUAUCUUGGCUUGCGCGUCGUAUCCGCAGCUGCUCUGGUGUGCUUUCAACAUCGGUAUCUCCAUGGGAUGGAACAUCGUCGUCCAGCUCACCUCCUCGAAAACUUUCACCGCCGCACCCUAUAACUGGCCCAUCGGAAACCUAGGCCUACUCUCCAUAUCCGGCUUUAUCGGAUGUGUUCUCGCCUUCUACGUUGCCGGCCGGCUAAUCGAUAUCAUCUCUACGCGUUAUGCAAACCGACACGGCGGCCAGCGAUUGCCCGAAUAUCGACUACCGGCUCUUCUCAUCCCAGGCACGAUCGGGCCCGCGGGGAUCCUCACUUUCGGCCUCUGCAUCGCAUACGAUACACCCUGGAUCGGGGCGGCCUUUGGAUACGGUAUGCAAGCGUUCGGAGUGGCUGCCAUUUCGAACGUCGCGGUGACUUACUCCUUGGAUUGCUACAAACCGGUCACUGGCGAGGCACUCGUGAUUAUCUUUGUCAUCCGCAACACGAUUGGAAUGCUUCUGUCUCUGUACGGAACCAACUGGAUAGAGCGACAAGGCCCUGCGGCCGUAUUUGGGGAAAUGACAGCCAUCCAGGUAGUGGCUCUUUUGUUGGCCAUUCCACUAUUUUUCUACGGGGAGCGGUUACGAACUUUAACAUCUCGAUAUGGGCCUAUGAAGCGAUUCAGCACCAUAUAA